GUGCCCUCUGGCCGAGGUUCGUAUCUGUUUGGUUCCUGCAAUGCCGUUUCCAACAGCCGAAGCAGGAGAACGAGCAGGAAGGGGUUCAGAUGAGCUGGUUUUCUAUGUGAAUGGCAAAAAGAUCGUGGAGAAGAAUGCUGAUCCGGAGCAGACGCUGCUGUCUUUCCUGAGGAAGAGGCUCCGACUCACAGGUACCAAGUAUGGCUGUGGUGGAGGUGGCUGUGGCGCAUGCACUGUGAUGAUAUCGAGAUAUGAUCCUAUUACUAAGAAGAUUGUUCAUUACUCAGCCAAUGCAUGCUUGAUUCCCAUAUGUUCAUUGUAUGGCGUUGCAGUCAUUACUGUGGAAGGAAUUGGAAAUACAAAAACCAGGAUUCAUCCAGUUCAGGAACGGAUUGCUAAAAGUCAUGGCUCUCAGUGUGGCUUCUGCACCCCUGGAAUGGUGAUGUCCAUCUAUGCUUUACUGCGCAACCAGGUUGAACCCACAUCACAGCAAAUGACUGAAGCUCUAGCUGGUAAUUUAUGUCGCUGCACUGGUUACAGGCCUAUUAUUGAUGGUUGUAAAACCUUCUGUAAGGAAUCAUUUUGUUGCCAAAAUAAAGAGAAUGGGGAUUGUUGCCUGGAUCAGGAAAACCACUUACCUUUGCUGCCGAGUGAGGAAAAAGAGGAAUCACUUUGUUGCCAAAAUAAAGAGAAUGGGGGUUGUUGCCUGGAUCAGGAAAACCACUUACCUUUGCUGCCCAAUGAGGAAAAAGAGAUCUGCACAAGACUGUUUUCUGCAGAAGAAUUCCAGCCCUUGGAUCCCACCCAAGAACUAAUAUUUCCACCAGAACUCAUAAAAAUAGCUGAAAAUCAGGCAGUACAAACUCUUGUUUUCCGUGGGGAAAGAGCUACAUGGAUUUCUCCUGUAAAUCUAAAGGAACUUCUGACACUGAAAGUCAAGUACCCCCAGGCACCUCUUGUCGUAGGGAAUACUUGUGUGGGACCUGAUAUGAAAUUUAAAGGUGUAUUCCAUCCACUUAUCAUUUCGCCCACUAGAGUACUGGAUCUGCAUGUGGCGGAACAGACAGAGGAUGGACUAAUACUUGGAGCAAGCUGUACCCUGACCAUCAUGAAAGACAUUCUGACAAAUGCUGUGUCAGAACUUCCAGUAGAGAAAACCAAGAUAUUCUGUGCACUCUUGCAACAGUUAAAAACCUUAGGUGGACAGCAAAUCCGGAAUGUGGCUUCUCUUGGAGGAAAUAUCAUAAGCAGAAGUUCGACAUCGGACAUCAAUCCUAUUCUAGCAGCUGGCAACUGUAUUCUCAAUGUGGCAUCGCAAGGGAGACUACGACAGAUUCCUUUGAGUCACCUUUUUGCUGAUGGAUUUGGAAAAAAUAUUCUUGAACCAGAGGAGGUCCUAGUGUCUCUCCAAAUUCCAUAUUCUAGGAAGGGUGAGUUUGUAUCAGUAUUCCGACAGGCCACACGGCGGGAAAACGCUUUACCUAUUGUUAAUGCAGGGAUGAGGGUCCUUUUUGAACAAGGCUGCAACAUCAUCCAGGACUUCAGCAUCUUUUAUGGAGGAAUUGGCCCCACCACAGUUGCCGCAACAAAAACGAGCCAGAUGCUCGUUGGGAGACCAUGGGAUGAGCAGAUGUUGGAUGAAGCUUGCAAAUCAGUACUCAAAGAAAUCCUCCCAAGCUCCGCGUUGGGUGGCAAAGUAGAGUACAAAAGAACUCUUAUUGUUAGUUUCAUCUUCAAAUUCUACCUGGAGGUGCUGCAGUCAUUGAAGAUCAUGUAUCCCAAUCGGUAUCCUGAUAUCCCAGAGAAUUAUGCAAGUGCCCUUGAACAUUUCCAUACCAAAAUGCCCCAGAGUAUGCAAAAAUACCAGUCCGUGGCGCCAGCUCAACCUGCCCAAGAUCCAGUAGGACGUGCAAUCAUGAACCAGGACGGUAUUAAGCACGCCACAGGGGAAGCUAUUUAUUGCGAUGACAUUCGUGCUGUGGAUGAAGAACUCUUCUUGGCUCUCGUAACCAGUUCUAGAGCCCAUGCAAAGAUUGUAACAAUCGAUGCUUCAGAAGCCCUCAAGAUGUCAGGUGUAGUUGAUAUCGUUUCCGUUCAGGACGUCCCUGCCACGAAUGAGUUCUAUAACUAUGGUGUCCCAGACAUUAUAUUUGCCAGAGAAAAGGUGACCUGUGUGGGUCAGAUUGUCUGUGCGGUGGUAGCAGAUUCAGAAGUUCAUGCUAAACGAGCUGCAGCAAAAGUGAAGAUAGAAUAUGAACUGCAAGAGCCUGUGAUCCUGACUAUAGAGGAGGCGAUAGAGCACAAUUCAUUCUUUGAACCACAACGAAAACUGGAACAAGGAAAUGUGGAUGAAGCAUUUAAAGCAGCUGAUCACAUACUUGAAGGCGAAAUCUCUAUUGGGGGACAGUCACACUUUUACAUGGAAACCCAGAGUAUCCUUGCUGUUCCCAAAGGAGAAGAUAAAGAAAUGGAUGUAUACGCAUCAGUCCAGCAUCCAGCAUGUAUUCAGGAAAUGGUGGCCUCCUGUUUAGGCGUUCCAGACAAUCGAAUCAUGUGUCAUGUAAAGCGGAUUGGAGGUGCUUUCGGAGGAAAACUGCUGAAAACCGCUCUGCUGGCAUGUAUUACAGCCGUGGCGGCCAACAAGACAGGCCAUGCCGUUCGCUGCAUUCUAGACAGAGGCACGGACAUGUUAACUAUUGCAGGCCGGCAUCCUCUCUUUGGCAAAUACAAAGUUGGUUUCAUGAAUAAUGGCAGAAUCCUGGCUACAGAUAUUGACAUAUACAUUAAUGGAGGAUGCACCCCUGAUGACUCUGUUCUGGUUACAGAGACGCUCCUGAUGAAAGUGGAUAACGCUUACAAGGUUCCAAACGUGCGGUGCCACGCCCGUGCUUGUAAGACAAACUUGCCAUCCAACACCGCAUUCCGAGGCUUCGGUUUCCCACAAGGAGGUCUGGUUGCUGAAGCCUGGGUAACACGCGUCGCAGCCAGAUGUGGUUUAUCACCUGCACAGAUUAGGGAACUAAACAUGUACAAAGAAAAUGAACGGACACCUUAUAAACAGGAGCUCAAGCCAGAGAAUCUCCUCCAGUGCUGGAAAGAAUGUAUGGCAAAGUCUGCAUAUCACACCAGGAGACCGAUUGUGGAUGAGUUCAACAAGCAAAAUUACUGGAAGAAAAAAGGGCUUGCCAUUAUUCCCAUGAAGUUCCCAGUUGGUUUCGGUACACGCUUCCUAGGUCAGGCUGCUGCUCUGGUUCAUUUAUAUACUGAUGGGUCUGUGCUGCUGACUCAUGGUGGUGUAGAAAUGGGACAAGGACUUCACACCAAAAUGAUCCAGGUUGCUAGCAGAGAAUUACAAAUGCCAAUGUCAAAUAUUCACUUCUGCGAAACAAGUACGACAACCAUUCCUAAUGCAUGUGGUUCAGUAGGCUCUUUGGGAACCGAUGUUAAUGGAAUGGCAGUCAAGGAUGCUUGCCAGACCCUUCUGAACCGUCUUGAACCCAUCAUUUGUCAGAACCCCAAAGGCACCUGGAAAGAAUGGGCUAAAGAAGCUUUUGAGCAAAGUAUUAACCUGUCUGCUACAGGUUAUUUCAGGGGCUAUGAAGCAAACAUGGAUUGGGAGAAAGGGGAAGGUCAUCCAUUUGAAUAUUUUGUUUAUGGAGCUGCCUGCACAGAAGUUGAAAUAGACUGUCUGACUGGAGAUCACAAGAACAUCAAAACAGAUAUUGUUAUGGAUAUUGGACGCAGCAUCAAUCCUGCACUGGAUAUAGGUCAGAUUGAAGGUGCCUUUGUUCAGGGUCUUGGGCUUUACACAACAGAGGAACUCAAUUACUCUCCGGAGGGAGUUCUUUACACACGGGGUCCAGAUCAGUAUAAAAUUCCUGCAGUUUGUGAUAUCCCAGAACAGUUCAGUGUCUCCCUGCUGGCGUCUUCCCAACACACAACAGCAAUCUAUUCAUCCAAGGGUAUUGGUGAAUCAGCAGUUUUCCUGGGGUGCUCCGUGUUUUUCGCAAUAUGGGAUGCAGUGACUGCCGUGAGGAAAGAAAGAGAAUUGCCUGAGGACUUUGAGCUGAACAGUCCUCUGACUCCUGAACGCAUUCGAAUGGCCUGUACUGACCAGUUUACUGAAAUGAUCCCAAAGGAUGAAAACAAGGCAAGGGUUUCUUGGGUCAACCCCCUUUGAAUGAAAACCAAGAACAUGGAGAAAAUGCCAUCUAUCAACAUCUCCCAGUGCUUAAUCAACACAUGCACUUCAUUUUAGUUAAAUUCUUGCUUUCUCAUGGGAAGCAGCGUUACUGGCUUCAUAUUAAUUUGCAUGGGAUUCUCUUUCCUACUUCUUUUCAGAUUAUUUGAUAGUUCAAAGACCUAGCAAUGAGGUUAUUUCCAAUCAAUAUAUGAAAUUCACUCACCUAUAUCUCUAGAAACCUAGUUCUAACCUAUUCUGCUCCUGGGACCUGGUGGCCCUUUCAACAUCCACUGAUCUCCUGCCUCCCUAACUUCCUAACAGCCUGAUCUGGCAAUAGUUUUCCAUGCCUUAUUUAUAUCACAGUAAGGUUGCUCACUGGUGCAUGGCAUCAUUUCAUUUAUUAUAUUUCUAUACCACCCCAUACCCAAAGCUCUCUGGGCUGUUCACAAAAACUAAAAACCAUUAAAAUACAUUAUAUAAAGUAUAAAACCAUCAUGAUCACAUCACCCCCGUACUGAAAGAUCAGCACUCCUUGCCAGUUGUUUUCUGGACUCAAUUCAAAGUGCUGGUUUUAAUCUUUAAAGCUCCAAACAGCUCAGGGCCUGGCUAUCUGAAGAGCCUUCUUUUUCAGUCUGAACCUGCUCAGUUAUUAAGGUUAUUUGGAGGCUCUCAAUUAUUUAGAGGCUCUUUUGAUGACAAAGGCCCACUUCUCUGGUACAAGGGCUUUCUCCUCGGUUGCUUCCAAACUUUGGUACACAAUGCCUUUGAACCCUUGUCUGGUCCCCCUCUCUGUGUGUUUAUGAAGGGGGUCAAGAGACAUCAUUUUAACUUGUCUUUUCAAUUGUUGUGGAUUUUAAGGGUGUUUAAAAUCUUUUGCUGUGUUUUUACUUUGUUAAGUUUUUUUUAUUUUCUGAUAAUUUUGUAAGCUGCCUUGGUUGGCUUCAGAAAGGCAGUAUAGAAGUGCAAUAAAUAAACCGCUCAUUUGCCCAGGACAACAGCAUCCUCUCUGCUCCUUAGUUCCUAUUUCCUGAAUCCCUCCUUUUUUAAUUGUCACCUCAGUUUCCCACUGUCUCUACCCACCUUUCCAUCCGUCUUCUACCUGUUCCCUUCAUAGUCCCCUCUGCUUUUCAGGGCAGAAUGAAAGGUUACGGAAAAAAAUAUUGCAGCUACUGAACACAACAACCACAUUUAGAGCUCCUCUGCCUCAGCAAUGUCUAGUGCACACAAAUCUCUUGUGUCUUGGUGUUACUAUGCUUCCUCCCCCCUCCCACCCCCCAUGUCUGGGAUCUGUGUCGCUGGACAGCCACCUCCUGUAUUUGAUUCUGUGCAUGAGACUUUGUUCAGAUGACACACUAAGCCAUAGUGGUUAAGUAUUUUGAGCUAAACAUUAUGGCUUAGCAUGUCGUGUGAACCAUGGUGGCUACAUAACUACAGUUUAAACAUGUUCAGUAACCAUUUCCUGCAAUUUCAGAUUGAUUCACUUUCCACCUUAUUUCCUUUGGAUAUGAUCCGUGAUGGAAUAAAUCACAGUAGCUUACUUUGGUGUUGGCCUUUGGUUAAGAUUUCAUCAGAUCUUGUACUCUGCAAUGGUAUGUGAUAGCUCAGGAUUCAGCCAAAAAAAUUAGAAUAUAGGACAGUAUUAUUCAGUCAUUGCUGACUGAUUUUUUUAAAAAAAAAAGCUACAACAUGUAUGCAAAGGAGAAUACUGUUGUGCAUCAGGGGGAGCAAUCCUAGGGAUCCUGGACAGCCUCUUAGGCUCGAUAGGAUAUUUCAUAUUCCCAGUUCCACGGGUCAGAGACAGAACUCCAACCUUGGAAGGGGUAAUCCACAUUCAAACUCUCCUCUCACCCCCUUCACAGCCAGCGCAGAAAGAAUAGCCCGAACGGUAAAGAAGCUGUUCCAGUAAGGAAGGGGAGGAGACUGGAGAGGCCAGGAUAAGAGCUACCCCAAGGUCUCUUCAGCCUCCUUCCCUCCCCCUUAGAAAUGCCCCAGCUAGAAGGGCAAAAAAGCCCAUCUAGCAAAAAUGGAGAGUGGGAGGAUGUAAUGGAUGAUCGUAAACCUUCGAGUUCAGAGGCUUACGAUCGAGUGCAGAAGUAAUAGGAUUACACCCUUCAGUGUUUGUAAAAUGCAUUGCCUUCUGUAAACUGCUAAGGUACAUGCAUUAAGAUUAGCUGCCUUCCCAGAAUAUCAAGAAUUGAAUAAUAAAAGCAGUAAUUCACUUCACAUGGGUAGUUGCCAAAUUCCUUCAUGUGAGAUUUUAGGAGAUAAUGUGUUACUAUGUUAAACGUCAGAGAGGUGAGCUU
This is a messenger RNA of Elgaria multicarinata webbii, 6486 nucleotides long. Its product is annotated as aldehyde oxidase-like. Gene Ontology annotation, molecular function: iron ion binding; molybdopterin cofactor binding; 2 iron, 2 sulfur cluster binding. NCBI's taxonomy places the organism in Eukaryota, Metazoa, Chordata, Lepidosauria, Squamata, Anguidae. The record is from RefSeq and is a predicted model, not a curated record. The transcript is spliced from 36 exons. Bases 41 to 4180 code for a protein of 1379 amino acids.